Molecule: messenger RNA, 1179 nt
Organism: Neoarius graeffei (lesser salmon catfish)
Lineage: Eukaryota; Metazoa; Chordata; Actinopteri; Siluriformes; Ariidae
Gene: galr2b
Product: galanin receptor 2b
Exons: 2
Coding region: 1-1179 (392 amino acids)
Biological process (GO): G protein-coupled receptor signaling pathway
Cellular component (GO): membrane
Molecular function (GO): G protein-coupled receptor activity
Source: RefSeq, a predicted model, not a curated record
AUGCCAUUUACACUUUCUUCAUAUUUAAGGCGCACAAUGUCCGACCAUGAGGAUCUGAGCAAAGCCAUGGGCCACUGGAAUGCCUCGGACAGCUACCAGCUGAACGCAGCUAGCGUGAUUGUGUCUGUAGUAUUCUCACUCAUCUUCCUCCUGGGAACAGUGGGCAACAGUUUGGUGCUCGCUGUGCUCCUGCGCAGUGGCCAGCUCAGCUACAACACCACCAAUUUAUUCAUCCUCAACCUCAGUGUAGCUGACUUCUUCUUCAUCAUAUUCUGCGUGCCUUUCCAGGCCACCAUCUACUCACUAGAGGGCUGGGUAUUUGGGUCCUUCAUGUGCAAAGUGGUGCACUUCUUCAUCAACCUCACCAUGUAUGCUAGCAGCUUUACCCUUGCUGCUGUCUCUGUUGAUAGAUAUUUGGCCAUUCGUUACCCAUUGCGCUCCAGAGAAUUACGAACGCCCUGUAAUGCAGUUGUUGCCAUGGUGAUCAUUUGGGGUCUGUCUCUUGUCUUUGCCGGCCCUUACUUAAGCUAUUAUGACCUGAUUGAUUUUGAAAACAGCAACGUGUGUGUUCCUGGUUGGGAGGAACACAACCGCAAAGUGCUGGACACCUGCACCUUUGUGUUUGGCUAUGUCAUCCCCGUACUCAUUGUCAGCCUGUCUUAUACACGCACCAUCAAGUAUCUCUGGACAGCCGUUGACCCACUGGAUGGCAUGUCUGAGUCUAAGCGAGCCAAGCGCAAAGUCACUAAGAUGAUCAUAAUCGUCACAGUGCUGUUUUGCAUCUGCUGGCUGCCCUACCACGUUGUCAUUCUGUGCUAUUUAUAUGGAGAUUUCCCCUUCAACCAAACCACUUACGCAUUCAGGUUGCUCUCACACUGCAUGGCCUAUGCCAAUUCUUGCCUUAAUCCCAUUGUCUAUGCGCUGGUGUCCAAGCAUUUCCGCAAGGGCUUUAAGAAGGUGUUCAGCUGCAUUCUCAGCAAAAAGGGUCGUAAUAAGGUGCAUGUGGUGCAACUGGCUAACACUGUGCCUGGCUUUGAAGCUGCCUCCACCGAGGUAUCACACAUGAAUGAAGAGAACGGCAGACAGAAUGAGCAUGAGACAGCUGAUCCUGACCAUCCCCUUACGGAGUCACAAGAUGCCGCUAUGAACAUAACAAUACCUUGCCAGAAACAGCCAUGA